UGUUGUCCCACUUGCCUCCAUCACCAAAUCACCAUCACCAUCACCCACAACCACAGCCACACCACCAUCCAGUCACAUCCAGCAACAAUGAUCCUCAUACCAACCGAAAUCGACUGCAUCACAACAGCCAAGCUGUUGGCAACUGCACUGCCACACUUCCACUCCGACUCCGUCAAGCAAGGUGCCCUUGCAUUGCCCGGCGGCGAGGCUUGCAAGACUUGUUACCUUUGCCUGGUGUGCCGCCCCCGCAGGCGCAUAAUAAUUACCAUUCGCAUCCGGAGGUCGGCAAAGUACUGGGAGAGAAUCCACAAGCUAGCGUGGGGCCCCGAGAUGGAGGUUCGGAUGGGCUGGAGGGUUCGGUACAACUUUGGCAGGGGCAGGGAGGAGGAAGUCCCGAGGGAGGAGGAGGAGGCCUAGCCUCGUGUUGUGUCUGUAGAGUGCCACAGUCACUCGGUGGCUCCCACCCCUCCCCUACGCGCCUCCUCAGUAUUCCGCCCAGCCGCCGCCGCCGCCGGGUAGUCAAGGAUGGUACUACGUACCGAAUGGCCAGAAGCCGGAUCAGAACGACGGGUACUAUGGCAACCAGCAAGAAGAUGUCC
Molecule: messenger RNA, 599 nt
Organism: Neurospora tetraspora
Lineage: Eukaryota; Fungi; Ascomycota; Sordariomycetes; Sordariales; Sordariaceae
Exons: 2
Coding region: 88-417 (109 amino acids)
Source: RefSeq, a predicted model, not a curated record